AUGGGAAAGGGUCUGAUAUGGGCAACGGCAGAGGACUUGGCAAGAAACAGAGGACGCGUUCUCUCACUGUAUCGCCAAAUUCUGAGAAGCCUCAACUCACCGGAUUUGCCUCUGAAUUUGGCAGCACGGCUGGCCAAGAAAGCUGAGGCGCGCGCAAUCUUCAUCGUGGCGUCUGAGGAGAGGUCCCUGCACAACAUUGAUGACCUCAUUGAUGCUGCUCACUACUCUCUUUCCCUCUUAAGGAAAGGAGAAAUACCCAAGUACAUCCAAUGA
Prunus armeniaca (apricot) is the source of this 273-nucleotide messenger RNA. The record is from the annotation of a GenBank genome assembly. NCBI's taxonomy places the organism in Eukaryota, Viridiplantae, Streptophyta, Magnoliopsida, Rosales, Rosaceae.